This is a messenger RNA of Cryptomeria japonica (Japanese cedar), 3269 nucleotides long. RefSeq names its product probable inactive ATP-dependent zinc metalloprotease FTSHI 3, chloroplastic. The record is from RefSeq and is a predicted model, not a curated record. Gene Ontology annotation, biological process: proteolysis. The coding region runs from base 730 to 2817 and encodes 695 amino acids. The transcript has 5 exons. NCBI's taxonomy places the organism in Eukaryota, Viridiplantae, Streptophyta, Pinopsida, Cupressales, Cupressaceae. Gene Ontology annotation, cellular component: chloroplast thylakoid. Gene Ontology annotation, molecular function: ATP binding; ATP-dependent peptidase activity; ATP hydrolysis activity.
GAAAUUUAAGUAAAAAUCUACUUACCGUAUAACAAGAGCCUGGGUGAUGCGGAGUUAGGACGCACCGUAGAUAACUAGGUACGCAGGAGUGGAAGAGGAUCAUCCUUGAAUAACCUCACUGGGUAAACCUCAAUCCUUCUGGGAAAUACGGUACAAAGGAGUAGGAUGUAGCACAGGAGAAAAUGGAGAUUACAGAUAUUCACUUUACUGUUACCUUGAAUAAUCCUAUCUCAAAUCUUAUCAACGCAGAGCAGAGCAUAAGGGUUGGUUUGUGACACUCAACUGAUUCAAACAUUAACAUAUUUACUAUGUACAAUCCACGGGUGCCAAAGCGUUCUACAGGUGACAGUUUAUGGUCAAAUUUUUAGUAAAGUUUCAGUUUCUGUUGUUGCUUCCAAUGAAGAUUAUCAUUGAACCUUUUUACAGAUCAGUGAAUUUUAUUACAGUUUCCAAAUUGAUAUGUAUAGAUUGGAUUUGAUAAAUUACUAGUAGUUGUGUGGAUUCAGAUCAUCCAUACUGCCAUAUCAGGGGGUGCAAGUGCCACAUCUGCCAACGAUCAUUAGCAGUUUUUGAAUUUUUCAAACUCACCUUCACAGCAACAACAGCAAACUUAUUAGCCAGUAGAAGUUUGUUAUAAAUCAUGGGCACCGUCUAUCUGAAAGGUUAUGAUGACCUUUGAACUGAGUAGAAAAAGUUCCAAAGUACCUGAUAAGCACAGGUGAUCUUCAGAUGGCGCAGUGCCCAGCGCUUGCCAUUCCUUGCCUGGUACCUUCUAGCAAUAAGAAAAUGUGGAGUGGUUUUCCAGACUGUUUUCAAGCAUCUCCAAAAGAUAACACAUUGAAAUGCAAGCAGAUAAGGAAGAAUUUAUACAUCAAAAGCAAGCGAAAUCUUUUAUUAUCUCCUCUGCCAAAAGUCAAGGUUGUUAAAGCUUUAGCCUUGCAGGGUUCAAGGACAUUUCAAUACUCUUGGUUGUUUGCACACGAUAGAGAGCAUUCUUGUCUUGCCUUGAAGACUUCAACUCCCAGGAAGGAGCUUCAGGUCACUGAAUUGCGAUACAAACUACGUAUUCAGUGUAAUUAUGAGAAGCAAAAUGGUAAGGGCAAUGCCUUGGGUAAAUCCUCUGUUCCUGAUCAAGAGAAUCUCCCUUCCAAUAAAAAAAAGCAUCAGCAUCCAAAGGAAUCAUUGUUUUUUAUAUUGCAGGGGAGAGCACGAAUGUUAUUACAAAAUUUAAGGAAAUGCUCACCGCAUGCUAUUAUAAAAGCUCUGAUGGUAUUUUUGCGGCAGUAUUCAAGACAGGUAGCCAUUUCAACUGCAGUGGGUAGUGUCCUCGGAUUUUGUUGUUUGGGCCUUAAGCUCACAGCAGUUCCUUCUUCUGAGAUAGCUCCUUAUUCAGACUUGGUUAGGAGUUUGCAAGCUGGAAGAGUAACAAAUGUUUUGUUUGAAGAAGGUUCGCGCCGAAUAUUUUUUAAUACACAUUGCCACAUCCAAGAUAAACUGCAAUCAAUAGAAAAAUUAGCAGAUAACACUGAAAGUAACAUGACUGCAGUGAGUGGGACCAAGUUUGAAGAUGCCAGAAAUGACCUAGAAACUCAUGUAGCACGAGAUGGUGGGAAUCUAGCUGGAGAAACUAACAAGUUCCUGUUAGAGGAGCAAAACAGAAAAAGAAGUGACCUGUCCUCCAAAAUCACCCAAAUGAAUAAUCGAACGUGGCAAUAUGCUACAAGAAGAGUAGAACAUGAUGAGAGCUACCUACUGAGUCUAAUGAGAGAGCAUGGAACCAUAUAUAGCUCUGCUCCCCAACCAUUAAGUGCAUCUUUAAGGAGCAUUUUGAUCACAGUAAUGUCCCUUUGGAUACCUUUAACUCCUAUGAUAUGGAUAUUACUUAGGCAGAUUUCUCCUAACACCUCAUCUGCAAAAAAGCGUCGUUCAAGCAAGCAAAUGGUAAAGUUCGAGGAUGUUGCAGGUGUUGAUGCUGCAAAGGCAGAACUUAUGGAGAUUGUUUCAUGCCUGCAAGGUAACAUAAAGUUCAGUACACUGGGAGCAAAGCUAUCAAAGGGUGUUCUUCUUAUAGGACCUCCAGGAACAGGCAAAACACUUUUAGCACGUGCAGUGGCUGGAGAGGCUGAAGUACCUUUCUUUGCUACAUCUGCUAGUGAAUUUGUGGAGUUAUUUGUUGGAAGAGGAGCUGCUAGAAUCAGAGAUCUUUUCAAUGUUGCCAGGAAAUGUGCUCCAUCUAUCAUAUUCAUUGAUGAACUUGAUGCUGUUGGAGGGCGUAGGGGUAGAAGUUUUAAUGAUGAACGUGAUCAAACAUUGAAUCAGUUAUUGACAGAGAUGGAUGGAUUUGAGUCAGACACGGGAGUACUUGUUAUUGCUGCAACAAAUAGGCCAGAAGCCCUAGAUCCAGCCCUGUGCAGGCCAGGCCGGUUUUCUAGAAGAGUAUUUGUGAGAGAACCAGAUGUAGAUGGAAGACGGAAGAUCUUGGCUAUUUAUUUGCGUGGAAUUCCUCUAGAGGAGGACCCAGAGAUGGUUUGCAACUUGGUUGCAUCAAUCACCUCAGGAUUUGUGGGUGCUGAUCUUGCAAAUGUUGUUAAUGAGGCUGCAUUGCUUGCUGCUCGACAAGGAAACACUGUUGUUACUGUUGCAGACUUGAGAGAAGCAGUCAAUAGAGCAAAAUAUGGGAUUGGUGAUAAAGUUGCGUUACCUGCAGUUAUAGAGAAGGAGCUAGGGCGGCUGUUUCCAUGGAUCCCAUCUAGAGCACAAACAACAAUAAAUGAUAAUAAUGACACACAACCUUUGGGUUAUCAAUCAAUCACUUGAGAAUAAAGAGGAAUACUUGGCUUGACUGAAGGCAUGCUACUGAACGUUUUGCUCAACAAUUCUUUGUAAUCACAAAUCAACAAAGGGAAAAUUAUAUUCACUCUUGAUGAGAAAGGUGCUGUGUUAUCGUGUUGCUUAAUUUUCAAUUUAAUAUCACAUAACAUAUGGAGGGUAAUCAUUUGGGUUCCUUGUACACUGAGUUUUCAAAAUUUAUAGAAAUGCCUUAUGCCCCUUUACAUGGAUUGUUAGGGGUUUGGUAAAAAUUAUUAUUCCCACCAAUGGACCAUUCGAUAUCAGAAGAGGAUUGAAUAGACAUUCCUUAAUUUGAUGAUGCUAUACAAUGUAUGCAGUUACAUCUGUAAUAGGAAUUGGUAACUCAAUGCACAGAAAAUUUUGGCCGACAAUUUUUUUAAGAGAUCUAAUAUAAAAAUAGGUGCAGCAAGCUUAAGACA